GGGCCCUUUUGCCUCAAGUCCUCGUGGCGCUGGGGGGGCGGCGAUGGGGCGGAGCCUGGGCCGCGCGCCCUCUGGCGGCUCGCCUCGGUGCAGGGCGUGGCCCUCGGCCGCGGUGCCUGCGGCCCUCGGCGCGGCCGCGCCCCGGGCUGCCGAGGGCGCGAUGCCGCCGCCCUCGGGCCCCGGCUGCUGGACGGGCGGCUUCUCGCCAAGCUCUGCUGCCAGGGGCCUGGCGGCAACCCCGCCUGCUGGGACGCGAGCUUCACCUUCGAGCGGUGCUGCCUUGCAGAGGGCACCGGCAGCCAUGCGCGGGACCUCUUGCGCGGCGUCGCCCCGCGCCUCCGCGAGCGCUACGCCCCUGCCGCCGCGGGCCUCGCCGAGUUCGCCUGCGCCGACGGCCUGCGCCCCGCGCUCGGCCUGCCGGCGGUGCUGAACGACGACUUCUGCGACUGCGCCGACGGCAGCGACGAGCCGGCCACGUCCGCGUGCUCGGGGGCGGUCGCCCGCCCGGGCCUGCCCGUUGGCGUCCUCCUGCCGGCUUCUACUGCGGCUGGGCCCGCCUCGCCGCUCCUCCGGGGGCGGGAGAGCCGUCGGGCGCCAGGGCGCGGCUGGUGCCGCACUCGGCGGUGAACGACGGCAUCUGCGACUGCUGCGCCGGGGAGGACGAGUGGCAGACUGGUGCCCGGACCGCUGUCUCGAGGCAGAGGGCCCAGGGCAGGCCGAGCGUGCGUCGAGGGCGCUGCUCGGCGCGGCGGCGCGGGCGCGACACGCCGAGAGGGGGCGCCAGCUGGCGCAGCAGCCGCAGUACUCGGGGCUGCCGGGUGGCCCCGAUCACGCGUUCCUGGCCGUGGCGGAAGAAGGGCUGCUUCCGGCUGGACGAGGGCAGCGCCAUCUACAAGGUCUGCCUCCUCGACAGGGUCACCCACCAGAUCGGCGAGGAGGGGCGGCCCUUCGUGCUGGGGCGCGGAGGGGCCUUCGCGGAGGCGUUCUGGGAGAGCGGGCAGCUGAGGCGCGACUACAGCCGCCUGAACAUGGGCGACGGCGAGUGGUGCCACAAGGCCUCCGUCAACCGCAGCGUCGAGGUCCUGUUCGAGUGUGCUCCAGCUGACGCGCUGCUGUCCAUCACGGAGACCUACGCGUGCUCCUUCGUCGUGCGCUUCGAGACCCCGGCCGCCUGCGGCGUGGGCGACAGCGUCGGGUGA
This is a messenger RNA of Prorocentrum cordatum, 1199 nucleotides long. The record is from the annotation of a GenBank genome assembly. Lineage: Eukaryota; Dinophyceae; Prorocentrales; Prorocentraceae.